CACACGAAAAUAAUGGCCCCAAAGAAUUCCUCCUCUACUCUGGUUUUCUUGAUUUUGAUUCUCCAUUUGCUCUCGCUUUCAAACGUUCAUCAUGCCCUAUUGACCGACGGCAACAGCAGAAAAACCCUAGAAAUCAUCAUCGGAAUCGGAGGCGGUGGUCCCUCGCCCGAAUCCGAGGACAGUCCUCCACCUCCUUGCCCUCCUCCGCCGUCUCCUCCGCCACCGCCGCCUCCUCCUCGUUUCGUGAGUCCAUUGAUCGAGAAAGUGUUUCCGGUGAUCAAGAGGUUUCAAAAGCUUGUUGAAUACGAUCCGAAGAACAAACUCAAAACAUGGGAAGGUUAUGAUGUUUGUGCAAAGGACAAAUACGUGGGCCUCGAAUGUGCAAUAUACCCAGGAACGAAUUACCUCGCCGUUGCAUCUGUACAGUUCAACGAGUUUAACCUGGCCGGCAAGCAACUCCGUCUGGAUAACUUCCUCGACAAGUUAGAGGAAGUUACCAUCUUCCACGCCAACUCCAACAAUUUCGUGGGUUCUGUUCCGAGGGUAGACAAGUUGAAGUACUUGUAUGAACUCGACAUUAGUAGCAACAAGUUGUCGGGAGAGUUCCCGAGUUCAGUUCUUCAGGCCAAGAACUUGACGUUUCUUGAUCUCAGGUUCAACUCAUUUUCGGGUAUGGUUCCUCCUCAGGUUUUCAAUCUUGAUCUCGAUGUUUUGUUCAUCAACAACAACAAUCUCGUUCAAAACUUACCCGAAAACCUCGGCUCCAUCACCGCUCUUUAUCUCACAUUCGCCAACAACAGAUUUUCAGGUCCGAUUCCAAGCAGCAUAGGCAAUAUCAAGAACUUGCAAGAAGUUCUUUUCUUGAGUAACCGGUUAACCGGUUGCUUACCAUACGAAAUCGGAAAGCUAAACCUAGCAACGGUAUUCGAUGUCGGGUCUAACCUCUUAACCGGUCCUAUACCUUAUUCCUUUGGAUGCUUGGACAAGAUGGAACAACUCAACUUGGCAAGAAACACAUUCUAUGGAACCAUACCCGAAACCGUAUGUAAUCUUCCAAGGAUCCAGAACUUGUCGUUGUCAUACAAUUACUUCACGCAUGUGGGUCCGAAAUGUCGGGAACUGAUAAAGAAGAAGGUUCUGGAUGUUCGAAUGAACUGUAUUUUAGGCCUUCCGAAUCAACGAUCGGCCACUGAGUGUUCAAAGUUCUUCAUGAGAAAACAGCCUUGUCCAAACCCUAAAUCGUUCUUUUGGAUCCCUUGUGGAAAGAAUCCCUACGGUCCAAAACCCGAUCAAGAUCGAUCCAAUGGUUUACCUUCUCCGCCGGUAUCGUACAAUGCUCUUAAUCCGGAUCGGAUUCGGAACCUUUAAUCGAUUUUUUCUUAUCUAAGCUUCAGUGUGACAUAUUGAAGCAACAAUGUAAUAUGGUUCAUCAAGCCUCAUACCAUCUUGUUGUACACUUUUUAUCGAGUUUGUUCGUUCUUGUACUUCCUAGUUGUCAUGCACAUGAUUCAAUGACUUGUUCUUGAUUUUA
Molecule: messenger RNA, 1531 nt
Organism: Tarenaya hassleriana
Lineage: Eukaryota; Viridiplantae; Streptophyta; Magnoliopsida; Brassicales; Cleomaceae
Exons: 2
Coding region: 13-1368 (451 amino acids)
Molecular function (GO): protein binding
Source: RefSeq, a predicted model, not a curated record